UAACACCCACUAUGAGUCACACCAGAGUACCCAGAACAGCUUUCAGAGGCGUGAAAAGUUUAACUUACAGACUGAACAGAUCCCUGUCUCGCGUUUAUAUCUGUCCGCUUGCGGCUCUUUGUCGGAGCAUGACGAACUCGUCACAGAUGGACCUUGAAGAUUUAUUUGAAUUCUUCAACCACUCGGGUUACGGUGAGGAAUAUGACAUUAAAAAUGAUUUUGUGCUGUUAUGCGAGAAAAAAGAUGUGAACCGUUUCGGUGCGAAGCUCCUGCCAGCCUUCUAUUACACCAUCUUCAUGCUGAGCUUGCUGGGAAAUGGACUGGUCUUGUAUAUCAUUCACAAAUAUGAGAAACUGAAGACGGUCACCAACAUCUUUCUGCUGAACCUGGUCAUCUCCGAUCUGGUCUUUUCCUUGAGUCUCCCUUUUUGGGCCGUGUAUCACUCGUCGGAAUGGAUCUUCGGCGGACUGCUUUGCAAACUGGUGGGCGGCCUUUACUUUGUGGGAUUCUACAGCUCCAUCCUCUUCCUGACGCUCAUGACUUUGGACAGGUACCUGGUGGUGGUGCACGCCCUCACCUCCGCCAAGAGCCGGAGGAACACGUACGCCGUCGCGGCCUCUCUGGUGGUCUGGUGCGUCAGCAUUCUAGCCACAGUCAAGGAGUUUGUUCUGUACAACGUGCAGAAGAAUGAGCAGAGCGGCAUGCUUUGUGAGGAGACCGGCUUUUCCAAACACAUCCUCAAUACGUGGCAGCUUGUAAGUUACUAUCAGCAGUUCGUGCUGUUUUUCCUGUUCCCACUGGCUGUCGUUCUCUACUGUUACACUCGAAUAACCAUCAGGAUUAUUCACACACGAAUGAGGGAGAAAUGCAGAGCUGUGAAGCUGAUAUUUGUGAUUAUCGUGGCAUUUUUCAUAUGCUGGACUCCUUACAACGUUGUUAUUAUGCUGAGAGCUGAGCACAUCUCCAGAGAGUCUGAUUCCUGCGCCUCCGAGCUUGACUACGCUUUGUAUAUCACCCGCAAUAUCGCCUACCUGUACUGCUGCGUAAACCCUGUCUUCUACACCUUCGUGGGGAAAAAGUUCCGGAAUCAUUUCCGAAGGCUGCUCGCGAAGCGCAUUCCCUGUUUAAAGGAAUAUGUGUUGACAAGUCAGAGUAGUAAGACAACAUCGUACAGGAGCCCAACAACCAUGCACGAAUACUAACAGACGUGAAAGGACACCGUAAUGCCGAAUGGUGUAAACUGAUUUUUUUUUGCCUGUAAGAUGAGUUGUGUGAUAUGUAGCAAUUUUUUUUUUAAAUCUCGACAUAUGUGUAAUCUCAGGAUAAUCUUUUUUUUUUCAUGAAAACUGUAAUUCCAGUUUUGUGGCGGGGGUUAAUUUUAUAAUAAUUUCACGCAGAUAAUUAUAAAGACAACGACAAACUGAUUUAAAAAUGCUUAUUUUAUGCUUUGAUAUGAAACCUCCCAGAAAACAGACUAUGGUAAGAAGUUCGAUCACGGGAGAUGUCGUGCUCACUGUUAAUGGGAUCAAAGGUAUGGUCAAUUCUCACCAGUGGGAGUUACAUACUGGGAGGGGGGCUAAACCAGUUUACAAUCUGCAUAAUAAUCUGCGCAGACAUGGGUCUCACGCUGAAGCUUGUGUACCUACCUGUAAGAGCAGCUUUCAUUUUCUGCUUCUUCCAUGACGGCUUAUUGAGCGUUUGCUAGUGGGAGGCUUGGCCCCCAGCCCCCUAGCCCCACAGACCCCC
Molecule: messenger RNA, 1746 nt
Organism: Brienomyrus brachyistius
Lineage: Eukaryota; Metazoa; Chordata; Actinopteri; Osteoglossiformes; Mormyridae
Gene: ccr12a
Product: chemokine (C-C motif) receptor 12a
Exons: 2
Coding region: 12-1202 (396 amino acids)
Biological process (GO): chemotaxis; immune response; G protein-coupled receptor signaling pathway
Cellular component (GO): membrane
Molecular function (GO): chemokine receptor activity
Source: RefSeq, a predicted model, not a curated record